AUACUUUUACCAAGAACCACACACUAAUUCAAGCCAAUGUUGGAGGGAUUACUGGCUAGUUUUUUGAAUCGGUUUCUAGGUGAAUACAUUGAGGAUUUUGAUGCUAAGCAACUGAAUGUCGGCGUGUGGAAUGGAAGUAUUACGCUUCGUGAUUUAACUCUCAAACCUAAUGCCCUUCGACGUUUUGGUCUUCCCAUUGGCGUUCAGUAUGGAAUUGUCAGAAAACUUGACGUGACCAUUCCAUGGUCGAACUUAAGAAAUAAGCCCGUUGAGAUUCACAUCUCAGGUAUACAAGCGCUGGGCUCGUCCAACACAACUAUCGCCAAACGUGAACCAGAACUAGAAGACAGCAACGUAUUACUAGAACACAAACGAAAUGAACUAGAAUAUUGGGAAGCUUCACGGUUAAGCUCCAAUUCCGAACAAAAUGAUCCGAAGGCUCAGUCAAUGACCGAAUCUUUAUUAACUCGAAUGGUAAAUAACAUUCAAGUGACUAUCGAAGAUAUUCAUAUACGCUACGAGAAUGAUGGAGCUCGAGCGAAGCUCCCAAAAGGUUUCGCUUUUGGUAUCUGCAUCAGUCAGUUCUCCGUUGUUUCCUGUAAUGAUAACUGGGUACCUAUUUUUAUUGAACAGGAUCUGAAUAUCAUUCACAAACUCUGCUCACUUGAAUCUUUUUGUAUAUACUACAACGAGUUCUCUGUGAACUCGAACACACAUGUUGAUGACUACAGUGUUUAUCUUAAUGAAACCAAAACAAAUGGUAUUGAAUAUAUCGUAUCGCCAGUGAAUGGUACUGCUCGGUUGGUUCUGAACAAGGAUCCGACGUCUGAAGCUCCCAAAACAACCGUUGAUCUCAUUUUUGAUGCCUUAAACCUUACGCUUUAUGACCAACAAUAUUCAGAAUUAUUAGAGACUUGGAAUGACGUCUCCCUUUUCCUAAUUGCUCGCAAACAUGCCGCAGAAAGACCGCAACAGUCGUACUCCGAUAAUCCUACGGUCUGGUUGCGAUAUGCAUUUCUGCAUGAGCUACGUCUCGUGCGUCAACGUCGGAAAGCGGCAACUUGGCCGGCUAUAAAGGCUUUCUGUGAACGGAGACGAUCGUAUCUAGAACUAUUUGAAAAACGAUUUUUGGAAAGUCUUACACCCGAGGAAUCUGCUGCCAUUGACGAGCUCGAACUUUUCUUUUCUGUGUCAGAUAUAAAACUUUUCCGCACACUUGUGUACCAAAAGAUCAAGCGGGAGGGUAUUAAGCCAAAACCAAAACCAGCUGAAACUCAACAGGGGUGGACAUCGUGGCUUUGGAAUUCCCUCAAGUCCGACACAGCAACUGAGGAAAUUGAUCUCGCGGAGAAGCAGCGAAUUGUAGAUGCCAUUGGUUUUGAUGAACAAACUAUCCGUGAGACCGAUAACGAGGAAAGCUCAUCUCGUGCAAAGUGCAAAGUGAAGAUUGCGCUUAAGGCGGGAAAGUUUUCCUUAUUUGAGAGGGUCAACGAUGUCGAUAUCUUGUCUGUACGUUUCGUAAAUCUCGAAUCUCAACAUGAGUAUACGCCAUUAGCAUAUGAAGGCGACAUCCAACUCGGCGAUUUGCUUGUUCUUAAUGACAAACGGAAGCUAUUGUUCUUGAGAGACCAAAAAGCUGCCAAUUCAAUCGAACCACAACCUCUUUUGAAGAUGAACAUGAGUGUAGCUUUCAAUGAUUCCUCUCCAACGGAUUCACUCUCCAUGGGCUUACAGGCCCUUGAAUUUUACUAUGAUUAUGCUACCGCUGCUCAAGUUCAAAAAUUCUUCUCGCAGCCCUCAGAAACACAAAAGCAAGUACGAGCGUUCAUGAAGUAUGCCGGAAAUGCUGUAAAUGGUAUAACAACACAGACAACGCAAGCCCUACGCAGGUAUUUACAAGAUCGCCGAAAGUUUAUUUUGGACCUUAAUCUGCACGCUCCGGUUAUAUAUCUUCCAGAGACUGAAGGUAGUCAGGUUACGAAUCUUCUUUGCAUCGAUGCUGGCAAGUUGACGAUUAAUUCAUCAACGCCUAAUUAUGCUCAAGAGGAACAGGAGGACCCGAAUGAAUUACCAACAGAGCUCUUCUACGAAUGUUACAAACUUUCGGUCGAGAACGCUCAAUUACUGCUGGGUCCUUCUGAUAUUCUUAAAACUUCCGAUGUGAAUCUGAAGAAAAAAUAUGCGCUUAUUGAGAAUAUUACUACGCAUUUUAAUGUAAAGGCGCUUAGUGUAUUUUCAAAAGAUCUCCCUAGAUACGUUUUUGAGGGUGAACUUGAGAAGCUCAAUCUGUUCAUGUCUGAUUCUCAGUACCGCUCCCUGAUGCGCAUACAAGACUGUAUGACUGCAUCUACGGAACACUUUGAGGAUGCAAGUUCGGUGACGGAUGACGAUCAGUCAUCUUCCUUUUAUUUUCAGCCAGAAGAUGAUGACCGUGAUUUCGAACAGGGUCCUUUGUUGGAAUUGUCAUUCCAAGCAUCGGCACUCAGCUUGGUGCUACAAAAGGAGAUUCAAGAUAAAAGCUUUAUUCCUAUGAUUGAAAUUAAUGUCGGCACUGGUCGGAUGAGUUUAAAGAAAACUGAUGAACAAAUGUUUUUCCAGCUUCUCGUUCAGAGGAUAGGGAUCUUGGAUAGAGCGACCGAAACUGUAGGUCAAGGAACUCCAAAGAUAUUGGAUUGCUCUGGGACGUCAGAAGAAAAUGAAUGGCCGAUCGAGUUUACUGCCAAUUUUCAACAUGGCGUUGAUAACGGUAAUCAGAACGUAAAUACGUAUACAUUCUCUUGUGAAAGAGGUGUAUUGAAAUUGGCGAAGCUUCCACUUUUUUCAAUGGCAGAAUACUUUGCUGUCUUUUCUACAGAUGAUGAUGAGACGAAGGAGACAAUUAUUAAUGAUUCGGACAUUCAAUCCAUUACAAAUCUUAAUACUCACUUUAAGUCUAUUUCAUUUUCAAUCAUGGAUGACUACAUGUCCGCUCCUGUUGAAUUUAACCUAAGUGAUGCCAAAAUGCAGUUUAAUUCAAAAACUGGUUCCAUGGGAGUAAUUUUGCAUUUACAAGACAUGAAUGUUGUCUCACACAAGAAGGGACUCACAGACCAUUUGUCAUUACUAAAGACAAACGGUGAUUCUCUAGUCGACUUAACCUGUGAAUAUCGCUUUGCGUCUGCUGCAAAUUCUUAUGUCCCAACUUGCGAUUUUACGCUUCAGAGCGGAACUUGCUCAGUGCUCUAUGAUGAAGAAUCAAUUAAGCGUCUGCUUCUUAUAUUCUCAGAUAUAAUCCAGACAAAAGCUGUUAUUGAUUCCGCUCGUUAUUUAGCAGCCAAUGGGUCUUAUCAAGUUGAGCAAGGAACUAUAUUUAACCUUUCUCUUGAUGUCGAAAAGCCCGUAAUGCUGUUGCCUGUACCAUUACGUGAUGACUGUAAUGCUAUAUUAGAAUUAUCUCCCGGUAAUUUGAGCAUCAAAACUUCUUCCUGGUUGCCUUCCCUGUCCUUGGAACUUGUUUUUGAUUCAAUGUCCGCUCACACCUAUGUUGAUGUUAAUAAUCAAGUCACCAAUCAUCAAACUGUUCUUAACGACCUUAAUUUCCGCGUGCAAUUGAAGGUUGACCAGUAUGAUCAGGGAAAGAAGAAUUUUUAUCGAAUCUCUGUGCUGUCAAACCUUAAUAAGUUCUGUGUUUCAGUAUCCGAAUUCCAGUAUGUCAUUCUUCUUAAGUUUUUGUCGACGAGUACACAAUUUUUGACUCUAUUUGACUCUUUCCGCUCAAAUAUUGAUGCGGAAAGUCUCUCCAAAGCUCUUUACAAUGAAACCUACAACCCAGAGACCUUAAAGAAUACUAUAGAACACCUAACUUUAUCGACCAGUAUUGAAGUAUUUUUUAGCUUCCUUGCAGAUUCCAUUGGAAUUAAGCUGUUUAGAGGUGGAUUCAAGCCUAACGACUUAACUCCUUUAACGGACAUUACUUUUGACAAUGUUUCAUUAAAAUCACUCUAUGAGGAUACAAAGGGAACGGAUGCCUUUCUGUCUCUGUCAUCCAUCCGUAUCCAAGAUAUUAGAGAUCCUACAUCCGAGUUGGCUGAUAUUGUCCUCAUUGAAGAAGAAUCCAGUAGUCACUUUGAUGCUCGUUUUUCCCUUGAAAAUGGUUCUCACGUUGGUGUUCUCAGUGCUUCUUUGGAAAAGACACGGUACAUUCUUUCGUUGGAUUACUUUAUUGCACUUUAUAAGUAUCUUCAAAUUCCGCCUGAGUACAGUUCCGCAAAUGAUGGUAAUCCUGAAAUUGUUAAUACUUCAAGGAAAACACCAGCUGAGAAUCCGAAACAAGAUGGCCUGACGAUGCAUUACAAUUUCGACAUCUUGGAUACUAACGUCUUGCUACUCUCUGACAUCUCUGAUAAAAAUUCUCAGGUUUUACUAUUGAAUGUUGAACAUACCACUCUCAUAAAGCAGAAUUCUUAUUCUGUUAUUGUAAAAAACAUAGGCCUUUCAAUGUCUCAAUUGAAUAAUCUGAAAAGUGAUGGCAUAACACUCGUUGAUGACUUUUCCUUGUGUUUUGGAAUGGAAAUUGGUAGUACGACAAACGGUUCUUUGGAUAUUGAUCCCUUAACUUUACGACUGUCUGUUUAUGAUAUUGUUUUGCUCAAAAGACUCUUCUAUUCAGCAACAGAAUUGCUGCAACAAAAUGGUAUUAUAAGUUCAAGCGAUGUAAAGGAAUUAGAAGAAGAAAAGUUGAAGGAAGUUUUGACUCAUGGAACAGAAGCAUCAUCUUUUUCGGGUUUAAGGGCAAGAUCUGAAGAGUUAACGUUUACUUCUGGUGGUUCUCAGCUCUUACUCAUUAGCGACUCACAUAAUUUACCCAUUGCUAGUUUUUCUGUGGAUCCAUUUAACUUAUCCUUGAAAAAUUGGUCAACAAGUCCGAGAUUUAAGGUCCUGUUAGGAUUUGAUUGCAGAGUAUUUAAUUUUGCGAAAUCUCAUUGGGAACCGUUCCUUGAACAUUGGAAUAUUCUUCUUACUCUUCGAAAAAACGACGGUGAUUUUGUUCUUAAUGCUGUUUCUGAUGAUGUCGCCGAAGUUUCUGUGACAUCCAAACUGCUUGAGAGUGUCCGUUAUGUCAAGAAGUUUUAUGAAGAGAAUAAGAAUAAGUCGGUGAUCAAAAGAUCGGAAGGUUACCCUUAUGAGAUAUUAAAUCUUACUGGAUUUGACGUGGAAUUGUCGAGAAGCACCGACGGCGAAGACAAAGUGGUUGUUCAAAAUGGAAAAUCCAUCCCCUGGCGAUUUGAAAAGCAUAAGCGUGAGCAGGGUUCUACUAAGCUUGAUGAGAAGGAAUCCGAUGUACGCCUAACAAUAUCAUUUAAAGAAGUCUGGUUCCCUGUUCGGGAGGUUUCAGUUCAUCGUGAAGGUACUUUUCUAUUUGAACUUAAACCUCAGUUAGAAACAGAGACUUUUUUGAUGGUAAAUGUACAAUUACUGGAGAAUAGCGUGAAGAGGAUCACCAUCUCAUCUCCGUACAUUAUUCGUAACCAUACAUCGACACCUUUUGAGCUUGUGUUCCAUUCAUCGAAAGGGCAUAAGCGUUCUGAUAUAUACACCAUUGAAGCAAACAGUUAUCUCGCACUUCCUCUUGACUUAGCCAAUGUGUAUCAGUUCCGUUUACGUCCGUCUGCGAAUCGAGGAUACGUCUGGUGUCACAAACCAGUUAACUGGAUGGAGUUUUUGGAGACACCUCUUUCCAUGUUUACUUACCGUUCCAGGAACAGAGUACAUUUACAAAUCUUGAUGUGGCCAACCGAGCCAUCGAGGUUGUUCUUCCAAAUUAUAAAACUCAACAAUUCUGUUUACUUGGUUUAUUUAUUGAAGAAUGUACUGGCAAGUUUUGUAUCUCGAAAUCGGUAUCUAUUUCACCCCGCUUUUUGUUCAAGAAUAACCUUGGCCGUAUUGUUCGAAUUCGAGAGUUUGCUUAUAAGGAUAUUUGGUUAUGCAUGGGACUAUCCAAUUGUCAAAAAGAAACGGCUACGCUUCUCGUUGGAUAGAGACUUUAUCGAUGUUGACCUUUCGGCUAUUGGAGAUCUUACAACAUGGAAGCUUCCUAAUGAUAAUUUGCGCUUUAGAGUCGAAAUGCAUGGCAUUACACCAACUCUUUUAAUUACUAACAGAAAGCCUCUUAAUACCCAAGUUCCUGCAUUUGAUGAACGAUCACGAAAAAGUCGUCCCGGUGAAGAACACACAUCCGUUACAAAUAAAAGUUCAAACGGUAAUAGUUUUGCAUUGUCUGUAAAGCUUUUUGGUGUGGGAAUAUCGUUAAUAAAUCCUUACUACGAGGAGCUUGCUUAUUUUACUCUUCGUGACUUUUCACUCUUAAUUAGCAGCUCAGUGAAUGUUUGCGACACCGUCGUUUCUUUAGGCUGGCUUCAAGUGGACAAUCAAAUGAACGGUGCUAGAUUUCCUGUAAUCUUGGCCCCUAAACCGGUUACCGUACCAGAUAACGGUGAAAGUUCGGAUUUCUUAAAUCUUCAAUUGUCCAUACUCAAAAGUCCAUCGUACGGUGUUACUUACAUUCGCCAUGCCGGCAUUUAUAUGCGAGAGUGUACGCUUUCUUUGGAGGAGGCCUUCUUAGCAGCGUUCUCUCGAUUUCUUGCUGCUUCCCCAGCAAAUAAUUCGACUGCAAUUGACACAGGUUCAUUUGAGACAUCGCUUCCUAGUCAAAACUUUAAUGAUACGGUCGAACCCAGCAAUUUGUUCAUCGAAGUUUUGGACUUUUGCACAUUCAAACUAAGUGUCUCAUUUGCUACAGCCAGCAAUGAAGAGGACAAUUACAUUGGCUCUUCAAAGACUACUUCUGAAGUCCUGAUCACCUUGUUUUCUCGAUUCUUAGGAAAUAUAAGCAAUGCACCUUUAGUAUUGAACGCUAUGGAACUUCAAAAUGCUCGGGUUUCAGCGGGUGAACUUGGCAACCGGGUUCAGACAUAUUACAAGCAACAAAUGGUUUCUAAAUUUCCGAAAAUGCUGGGUUAUUCAGAUGCCUUUGGCAAUCCACUUGGCCUUUUCAAUACCUUUGCCUCCACUAUUAGUGACGCUGACACACUUUACAAUGGUGAUCGUGUCGUUCGUAAAGCAGUUUCUGGAUUUACGGACAGCGUCUCUAAAUGGACUGGCAAUUUGUCAAAGAACAUCAGUGUUUACACGCAGAAGAAAUCUGAUAAACGUUCUCAGCGCAAGGUGAACUUGGACGAUGUACAAGCCCCUCGUAAAGACGUAACACCGUCACGCUUCUUCAAACGUUUGGGAGGUAACAUCGUCAACCUUGGAUCUAAACCAGUAGUGGGAUUCUUAGAUCUUGCAAGCAAUGCUUUCGGCGCUGUCCGUGACACAGCCAAGCUAGAUGAUGGGGAGGUACGUCCUGUUCGUUAUACUCGUUAUAUCGAUUACCUCGGUUUGGUGAAGUCCUACUCUAGACGUGAUGCUUAUGGCCAGCAUCUAUUAAGGGUGUGUGAAAGGGGUGCAUAUGCAAGCGACCAUUAUCUUUACCAUGCUGUUUUGCCAAGAAAGGAGUUACUAUUCUUUACACUCGAGCAUGUACUACUUCUGGAUCCUGGUUCGUGGACCUUCCACGUAAUUUGUCGAAUCAACGAGAUACGCAGAGAUGUCGUUAAACCAGGAAUGAUUGAAGUGGUAUGCAGAAACGAGAUAAUAAAGCGUGUACCCUUACCAACAACCGAACAAGAGGCGGGCAAUUGUGUGGUUGCUUUACACACAGCUAUAAAGGAAUGUCAACGCAUGCGCGCACGUCCACCCGUUCUCUAG
Molecule: messenger RNA, 7788 nt
Organism: Schizosaccharomyces japonicus yFS275
Lineage: Eukaryota; Fungi; Ascomycota; Schizosaccharomycetes; Schizosaccharomycetales; Schizosaccharomycetaceae
Exons: 7
Coding region: 37-7788 (2583 amino acids)
Biological process (GO): phospholipid transport
Source: RefSeq, a predicted model, not a curated record